This is a messenger RNA of Nelumbo nucifera (sacred lotus), 2236 nucleotides long. RefSeq names its product CBL-interacting protein kinase 23-like. Gene Ontology annotation, biological process: signal transduction; protein phosphorylation. Gene Ontology annotation, molecular function: ATP binding; protein serine/threonine kinase activity. NCBI's taxonomy places the organism in Eukaryota, Viridiplantae, Streptophyta, Magnoliopsida, Proteales, Nelumbonaceae. The record is from RefSeq and is a predicted model, not a curated record.
AGGGAAGGGAGUAUCGAAUAAUCCGUGUCUCUAAUUUUGUAUAUGCACGAACAUUCUUCUGAGAGUCAGAGAUAAAAGUCCGGAGAUUCAGAAGAAAUUUUGCAGAGAGAAGAAAGAAGGAAGAAGAAAAGUUCUAAUUUUCUUUUGCUCGAAAGAAGAAACGUAACAAACCACUGAGAGAUAUCUGCAAGUCGCUCGUGACAAAGAUAAAAAUGUCGAGUCCGCAAUUGGAUCUGCCAUGAAAAAUCCGAAAUAUUCGCUUAUUUAAAUUGUUAUUAAAGCAUUUGAUUGAUUAAAUUUAGCUUUACAUGGAAAAUCUUUUCUUGCCGUCCUCCUCCGUGAUCGUCGUUCUGUUUCCUCUGCGACUUCCUAGCCACGAGAUCAAGCAGAUUUCGGCCUCUCGAUAGAUCUCUGCUUCGAUUUCUGGAAGGCUUAGCUUCAGUCGGUCGGGGUUAGAAGGUUCUUUUAUCCGUUUGUGGUUGUUCCAACCGAAGGAAGGAGAGAUGAAGAUGGUGAAGUCGCAGGUGUGGCAACCCUGUAAGAAGAAGAGAUCUUAGAAGAAAUUUGUGAAAAGGGCAGCAAAGGCGACAUAGAAAGAGAAAAGGGACGGAAGGAAAACAAAGAAAGAUAGAUAUCAAAGAUGGCAACUCGUGGCAGCCGAACUCGUGUCGGGAAGUACGAGCUGGGUCGAACACUGGGUGAGGGAACGUUUGCGAAGGUGAAGUUCGCUCACAAUGUGGAUACGGGAGAGAAUUUUGCCAUUAAGAUUCUCGAUAAGGAGAAGGUUCUCAAGCAUAAGAUGAUUGGCCAAAUUAAGCGUGAAAUUUCAACCAUGAAAUUGAUCAGACAUCCAAACGUCACACGCAUGUACGAGGUGAUGGCUAGCAAGACCAAGAUAUACAUUGUUUUGGAAUUUGUGAAUGGUGGUGAACUCUUUGACAAAAUUGCUAGUCAUGGGAGGCUGAAGGAAGAUGAAGCAAGAAAAUAUUUUCAGCAGCUAAUCAAUGCUGUGGAUUACUGUCAUAGUAGAGGUGUUUUUCAUAGGGACCUAAAGCCUGAAAAUUUGCUUCUGGAUGCUAAUGGAGUUCUUAAAGUCUCAGAUUUUGGAUUAAGUGCAGUAUCUCAGCAAGUCCGUGAAGAUGGAUUACUUCACACAACAUGUGGGACACCAAAUUAUGUUGCUCCAGAGGUGAUUAACAAUAAAGGUUAUGAUGGGGCAAAGGCAGACCUGUGGUCAUGUGGGGUAAUUCUUUUUGUCCUCAUGGCAGGUUAUUUGCCUUUUGAAGAUUCUAACCUUAUGCAAUUGUAUAAAAAGAUCUUUAAGGCUGAUUUUAAUUGCCCUUCAUGGUUCUCAACAAGUGCAAAGAAACUAAUCAAAAGGAUUCUUGACCCCAAUCCAGAGACGAGAAUCUCAAUCUCCGAGGUCAUAGGAAAUGAAUGGUUUAAGAAAGGAUAUAAGCCACCAGUCUUUGAAUCAGAAGAUGUUAGUCUUGCUGAUGUGGAUGCUAUUUUUAAUGAGUCUGGGGACUGUAAAAACCUUGUCGUUGAGCAGCGUGAAGAAAGGCCACUCACAAUGAAUGCAUUUGAACUUAUCUCCACCUCUCAGGGUCUGAAUCUCAGCUCUUUAUUUGAAAAACAGAUGGGACUCGUUAAGCGGCAAACAAGAUUUACAUCCAAGUGCCCAGCAAAUGAGAUAAUCUCUAAAAUCGAGGAAGCAGCCAUGCCUUUGGGAUUUGAUGUGAAGAAAAGUAACUACAAGAUGAAGCUUCAAGGGGAGAAAACUGGACGGAAAGGCCAUUUAUCCAUUGCAACAGAGAUUUUUGAGGUAGCUCCUUCACUUUACAUGGUUGAACUCCGGAAGUCAGGUGGAGAUACUCUGGAAUUUCACAACUUUUACAAGAACAUCUCAACUGGACUGAAAGAUAUUGUCUGGAAAUCAGAGGAGGAAAUGAGGGGUGAAGGAGGUGGUUCUGUAGGAUCUUGAUUUAUGAUGUCAGUCAGCUCUAUGUUGAUGAGAUUCAUGGACUUGUAACCCUUUCCCCUAAAUAGAUUACAUGAGAAUCAAAUAGUUGAGUGCCUUAAUGUGUGUCUAUACUAUUGAAAUAGAGAGCAUGUAUUUUGCAUUGGUUUCAUGGAAUUAGUUACAUAUGACUGGUGAUUCAGGAUAGACAAUUAGGGGGUAGAACUUAGAACUGUAUUGCUUGAUUUGGAUGAAACUGAUCUAAUUAUGAGGAAC